Clupea harengus (Atlantic herring) is the source of this 1449-nucleotide messenger RNA. Its product is annotated as interferon-induced protein with tetratricopeptide repeats 5-like. The transcript has 2 exons. The coding region runs from base 46 to 1449 and encodes 467 amino acids. The record is from RefSeq and is a predicted model, not a curated record. Lineage: Eukaryota; Metazoa; Chordata; Actinopteri; Clupeiformes; Clupeidae.
UCACUCGAGAACACCGAGCAAGCUAAACACGGAGCUCAAGACGAAAUGAGUGCUGACAAAGUGACAAGAGAUGGCAAACUAAAGAAUUUGGAAUGUCUCUUCACAUGGGACGUGGACAAAGAUGACAUCAACGACUUGAAGGGCAUCCCAGAGAAACUCCUGGACCGCAUCAAGUUCUGUCCUCGCAAGUACCACGCCACUUACUUCAACAUCCUGGCCUUUGUGAGUCACUUGCAGGGGAAGCCCGGCACCGCCCUUGCAUACCUGGGCAAGUCCGAAGCCGUGCUGAAGGAGGACAAGCGAGAUGAGGCGGACUUCCUGGUCACCUACUCCAGCUUCGCCUGGCUGCACCAUCACAUGGGCAACCUGGAUGACAUGGAGACUUACCUAGGCAAGGUGAAGAGCACAGGUGAGGGCAGAGAGGUCACCGUGGAAGCAGAGAAAGGGUGGAGCUUCAUAAGGUUGGGGGCUAAGUUCUAUCCAAGGGCCAAGGAGAGCUUCCAGAAGGCUCUGAAAGCCAAGCCUGACAGUGUGUCCUACAACGUGGGCUAUGCAGUGGUCCUUUACCGAUUGGAGGAGCUCGUCAGGACGGAUUUUAAGGUCGCGCCCGAAGACAGUCUUGCAGCCAAACAGUUACAGAGAGCCUUGGACCUUGACCCUGCCGACGCUGAGGUGAUGGUCCACUUAGCCCUGAAACUCCAAGGCUUUAAUCCUUUGAAAUGCAGAGAGCUGAUACGCAAAGCCCUCAUGAAGUGUCCAGACAGUCCCCAGAUAACCAGGUUCACUGACACAUACUUUAGGAGAGAGGGUUUCACUGAGGAAUCCCUAGAAAUCCUCGAGGAGGCCGCCAAGAGGGCUCCCAACUCCUCCUUCCUCUACCACCAGAUGGGUCUCUGCCACUGGCAAAACAUGAUCGAUAUGAAGAAGUCCUGCGGGUGGAGGACCGGCACCCCACAGGUCAAGGCCGCCAUUGCCGAAACCAUCCGUCUCUUCCGAAAGACCGUGGAGCUGAAGCCGUCAAACACCUACGCCUGGGUGCACCUGGCGGAAGCCUAUGGAGAAAGCCAACAGCUGGAGAGGGCCGAGCCCAUUUUCACCAGGCUGCUUUCAGACGAGUCCCUGAGCGAUGCAGAGCAACAGCACUGCCACAACAAGUAUGGGAGUUUUCUAAUGUACAGGAGGAAGAACCACGCCAAGGCCAUAGAGCAGUUCAAGAAGGCGUACAAGAUCAGGAUCGACAGCAGAGACCGGAGUCAGGCUCGGGAGAAACUUGUGAAGUUAGCGGGCCAAAAGUCUAAAAUGAGAGCCCAGGAGGGUGACAACAUCUUGGCUUUUCUGUCUGCAGUAGACAAGCAGGACAGGCAGCCAGCUCCAGCAGCAGCAGCAGCAGCAGCAGCAGAAAAUGUCAAGGGGCUUGCUGACAGCUUCCAAACAAAGAUGACUUUAUAA